CUUUACAAGGCUGAGAGAGCGGCUCCAGUAGACAGUCGGUCACAGAGACUGGUGAAUAAACUAUCUAAGUAAUAAUAAAACUGAGUUCAACUUUUUCUAUUGUGAUUGCUGUUGAAGUUUUCUAAGAACAUGGAGAAAGAUCAUCAGCCUGACUCUAUGGCUACGGUCACCAUCAAACCGGAGUACACCCCAUCAGAGAUUUAUGCUUCAUCAGAACCACCACCGGCAUACGUUAAACAUGUGUACGCGUCCGUCCAGGUGGCCAAAAUAAUCGCAGUGACCGUAGUUAUCUGCUCCGUAAUUCUUGGAUUCUUCCUGAUGGCAUCUGCAUACAUCACAGCCAAUGCUUCGUGCAAGCAGCUUGAGCAAGAAAUCGAACUGCUUGGUGAGGUAGCUGAUAGAUUCCAACUGCCUUUGCAGCCUGAAGCUCUUGUACAGGAAGCUCCACAACCAAUAAAACCAAAGACUGACGCAUUGAAGGCGGAAGAAUCUCAAAGUAGUCUGAAAUCGAUAGAGAACAACAGCAUUGCAGAAAAUGAUUCAAGUGAUAGCGACGAUGACGACAAUAACUCAGAAGAAGACAACAACGAAAAAACUGUACGUUUCAAGCUUCCCCUCCAAUUGGACUUCGACGAUCUGGCCGGAGCCCUCAUAGAGAAAAACCAACGUUCUAAGAUGAACUGCAUCGUAGAGAAGAAGAGAGCAGAACAAUUGGUUGACCACCAGCCCAAGACCGUUGCUCUACCUUUUGGACUCAACUUGACGACCGACCCUCGUUUCGAACGAGUAACCGGGGAAAGAAUGGCCAUAUUCUGCGAAAGUGGAACAGCACAAAGUGCCAGUCCAUCGAAGAAUCAGCAAGAAGAAAACAAUGAAGAUGAGGAUCAGGACGAAGAAACUAUUAUGAUCCAACCAGUCAUGAUUCCAAUUCCACAAAGCCAUUACCCUACCCAUAUGGCCCAACAGAUGCAACCUCAAAUAGUUCCUCAGCGUAUGGUUCCUCAACAUAUGAUCCAUCAGCAAAUGGUUCCUCCGCAGAUGAUGGCUCCAAGAAUUAUUCACCACCAAAUGCCUCAAUACCCACCACAACCCGAAUCCCAACAGAUCCAACUCCAAGAACACAUCAUGGUACAACCACAGCAUAUUCCACAACAACAAUUCAGGCCUUACCCUCCUCCACCAACUCCUAUGGAAACUAUGAGGCCACCAAUGCCCCACCCUCAGAUGGUUCAAGAAGAGCAAGGCAAUAACGGUUUCCCACCCAAUAACGUCCUCCGUCAGAUUGCUCAACAAAUUAUUGCCCAGAAAAUAAUGGAAGCACAGAAAGAAAAGGAAGAACAGCAGAACCAGGAAGCCAGACAACAAACUGAGAACUCUGAUGAAGAAAGAGUUAGAUUCCCUGGCGCUGAAAAUAUGAUGACUUCUCCAAGAAUGUCUAUUCCACAAGCUGUCUUGAACCAAUUGAGCCGUCUGUCUUCUAACAGAGACGUUAUUGUCGCCGUAGCAGAACCACCUAGCAAUGAGGAACAGCAAUCGCAAGAAGGGCAAAUGAACAUCAUCCAAGAACAAAGGCCACAAGAAAUCAGAGUGAUCCAGGAACCCAGGACCAACCCCUCCCAAAUGAACGGUCGCCAAACCUAUGCUAGAUCUAUGCCAAUAGAUAUUCCAGAACGCAUGAUGAAACAAGAACAAGAACAGGAACCCGAAGCACAAGCUACUGAAGAAUUAAGACCACACUAUGUACAACCAAGAUCUGUACGUGCAAAACGUGCUGUGGAUACCCUACUCGAAAAGUCUUCCAAGAGGGUGAAACGUUGCUCCUGUGACUGCUCCUGCUGAGAACAUCAGCCGGAAGGUUUGGAAUUGGUGGUUGAUAUCUUAUUUUUAUACAUAACUUGGAAUAUAUUAUAUUUUAUGUAAUGUAAAUAUUUGUAGAGGUAAACAUGUAUGGAACACAUAUUUAGGUAGAAUUUACUUUUGUGCAUAUUAUUAGACAAACAUUUGUAAUUUUCGCCUUGAUUUUGCAUUUGAUGAUAUUUGUCGACUCCAAAGUAAUUGUGAUAGAUUUUGUAACAAAACGGAAAUUUGGAAUAAACGAAAUUUAACAUGA
This is a messenger RNA of Coccinella septempunctata (seven-spotted ladybird), 2110 nucleotides long. RefSeq lists its product as uncharacterized. The transcript is spliced from 7 exons. The record is from RefSeq and is a predicted model, not a curated record. Bases 130 to 1839 code for a protein of 569 amino acids. NCBI's taxonomy places the organism in Eukaryota, Metazoa, Arthropoda, Insecta, Coleoptera, Coccinellidae.